This is a messenger RNA of Stegodyphus dumicola, 1115 nucleotides long. RefSeq names its product putative cytochrome P450 301a1, mitochondrial. The record is from RefSeq and is a predicted model, not a curated record. Gene Ontology annotation, molecular function: heme binding; monooxygenase activity; oxidoreductase activity, acting on paired donors, with incorporation or reduction of molecular oxygen. NCBI's taxonomy places the organism in Eukaryota, Metazoa, Arthropoda, Arachnida, Araneae, Eresidae.
AGAAGAAUACAACCUAGAAUUUAUCAUAAUAAGUCUCGUACAGGAAGCUCUCGAACUGAAUAUAUCGUACAGGUGCAAUCACUCGCAGCAAAAUGUUUCGUUAUUCUCAUUUUGAGAAAAUAUUCCAAAGUGGACUGCAUGUAAACCGUUCAUUCCCAAAACCUUUAUCUGCUGUUAGGUGGAUGGCCACUAUCACUACGGGUGUCAACCAGUAUGAUAAUCCUCAGCUUGCUGCAGCUAAGCCAUUUGAGGAAAUUCCUUGCCUACCUAGUCUGCCUAUAAUAGGAAGUGCUUGGAUAUAUAUGCCUCUCAUUGGUCGUUACAAACUUUCACGACAACACCUAGCAGACCGUCAUAAACAUGCUGUAUACGGUGAUAUCGUACGUGAGAAAAUUGGAUCCUUUAAUGUUGUGCACACCUUCGUACCAGAGGUUAUGGAGAUAUUAUGUAAACAUGAAGGACAGUAUCCUUCAAGGGGUGAAUUAUCCACUAUCAAAGCAUACAGGGAAUAUAGAAAAGAAUGGUACAAAUCAGGAGGAGUUAUGGUUCUGCAAGGCAAAGAAUGGUGGGAUCUAAGAUCAAAAACUCAGAAACACAUGAUGAAACCAAAAACCAUACAAUCCUACCUGUUUCCCAUGCAAGACGUUGCCAGUGAUUUUGUAAAACGAAUGUAUAGUCUGAGAGACAGCAAUAAAGAAGUGCCACAUUUUCUUGAGGAGUUAUACAAAUGGGCAUUAGAAUCUGUUGCAUUUGUUGGACUAGAUACAAGGUUAGGAUGUCUUAACAGCAAUUUACCCGAAGAUUCAGAUGGAAUGAAAAUGAUAGAUUCCGUACAAACACAGUUUUACUGCAUGAAUAGAUUAGAGGCUUUUACAGGGAACAUUCAGUUCUGGAAAUAUUUUCCUACUCCUACUUGGAAGAAAUUCGUAAAAGCUUCAGAUGUUUUUACGGAAAUUGCUUUCAAAUAUAUAAAUCAGGCGCUAGAGAGGUUGAAGGAAGACUCAUUAGAGGAUAAGGAACUUACAAUGCUCCAAUCUAUGCUUUUGACUAAAGGUCUUGAUGUAUCAGGAACCAUGGUAACCGCUGCUGAUAUGCUGAUGGCAGGGAUAGAUACG